AUGUCAGGCCAAACAGGCAAAUGGCGAGAAGAGCAAGUCCUCGUCAUCUGUCCUGGCAGUUCGACAACCAUGGCCCAGCUCGGUUGUGGAGAACUCAGUCCGCCCGCCCACCGUUUUCCGACGCGCAUGUUUAGAGACGAAGAGACGGGUCAAUGGAGGCCCUACCAUACUUAUAAGCAGAAGAAGGCUGCCGCUGUGCCUGCGCCUGUGAAGGAAGAAGACAAGUGGGAAUAUGUCGAGGACCAGGACUCGGACGAGGGGGCUGUUUAUCCUAUCCAGGGCGGCCACAUCGUCGUAAUGGACGCCUUCCUCGCCUUCCUCGAACACGUCCACUCUAGCCUAACCACUACAUACCACAACACGCCCAUAAUGCUCAUGGCCUCUCCGCAAUGGACACGCCCAGACUGCGAAACCUUGGCUCGUUACAUAUUCGAAAAGACCAAGACACCCGCCCUGUGUCUGAUCAACUCCGCCAUCGCGACGCAGUACGGCCUCAAGUGGCCCAACAUGACAGUUGUCGAUAUCGGGUUUGAGAAGGUCGACGUGACGUGUAUCUACGACAGCAGGAUCGUGGCACAUCGGGAUGUUGGGCCGGGGUGGCCAGAGAACAGCGCAGAAGAGGAAAGGGAAAUCAGCGGUGGAGAGGUCUUCACACGGAAACUGCAGCAGCUACUGAAGGAUAAGAUCAACGGGUUCAACCGCGACAUGGCCGAGCAACUAAAGAAGAGUAACAUUUGCGAAGUGCUGCCUUACGCGCCGGACAAGCCGAAGCUGAUGGAUCUCCCUACCGAGGAUGUCCCUGUUGCUGCGGCUCCUACUAUUACUACCGGAGCGGCGGCCGCUGCAGCGGCUUCGGGCACUACGACAGAAGGACCGAAGAUUGUCGAACCGGUUGCUGACGAACCUAUCUACGACGCUGAAGGAAACUUGGUGGAUGAUGAGGGCGUGCUCGAUGUUGCGAAUAUCGUGGCUACAGGUCAGACCAGGGAGUUCUUGGCCAAGAAGGAGAAGGAGAAGCAGGAGAAGGCGAAGAAGAAGGGCAAGGACAAAGAGGCGGAGGCGAAUAGAGUGAUGAGGUUGCCCAACUCUAAGAGGGUGAAGAACGUUUUCCACUUUGAGGAGUACGUUACCGAGGAGGUCCCGAUUGUUCAGCCUGCUCCGCCAGCACCGGCACCAGCACCGGCCGCACAGCCUGUAUUAGCGACGACAGAGGGUGCUAAGGAUGAGCAAAAACCGGACGCCCCUGCUACGGAGGACAAGAAGCCCGAAGAGAAACCAUCCGAACCCGCACCAGAACCCGCCACUGAAGCGCCCCAGCCUGCCGAAGCGCCAAAUGCCCCCGAGCCCGCUGCUGCCCCCGCCCCUCCCACACCAGAAGGCCCCGUCCCCACCGAGCGCCAAACCAAGCGGAUCCGGCGCGACAUCGAAGUCGGCCUCGAGCGCUUCGAGUUCGCCGACCGCGCCGAGAUCGACCGUAUCGUCACCGCCAUCUACAACGCCGUCCAGUCCAUCGACGACAUGUACAUGCGCCCUCCCUGCUGGGAAUCCCUCGUCUUCGUCGGCAACGGCGCCCGCAUCCGCGGUCUCAAGGAAAACAUUCUCCAAACCCUACAAGCCCGCCACCUCAUCUCCCCCUCGAGCGCAACCAUCUUCACCUCCGAACUGCCCUCCAACAUCGGCACACCCACAGCCGGCACGCCCGGUCCAGGAGGGGCUUCGACGCCUAUCGCCAGCGGCCCAGGCGGUGCGCAGUCCGGCUCGCUACUACAAGCCGCCACUUCCGCCGCGGCUGCGAAUGCGAACCUCAGCGUAGGACCCGGCGGUGCUCAGGGAUUCCAGGGAGGGGCGGAGGGAAGCCAGCUGGGUCAGCAUCACUUCCACAGCCAGACGCCGACGAAUAUCAAGUUGGCGCAGCUGCCGACGUAUUUGAGCGAGUGGACCAAGAACGGGUUCGAGGAGGCCAUGUUCCUUGGCGCGCAGGUGGCCGCGAGGAUGGCAUUUUGCAUACAUAAUUUUGAUGCGCAGGGGUUGGAGAUGCAGCGGUAUAUGAGUUUGAGUAGGGUUGAUUAUAAUGAGUUGGGUCCUAAGGGGAUUAGGUUGCAUUCUAUGUUGGGGUGGUAAAGGCGGACUUUGGUUUGCCUUCUGAUGUCUGAAAUCGAAAGAGGAUGAUAUACCAUUGAUUGGGUGGGUGGCCGAGUUGGUGGACAGACAGACAGCUGAUGAUGUUCUUGAAAGGAGGGAGGAUAAGAGAUGUACGAAAUGAAUGGAUGAGGAGGUACUCGUGCUGGC
Messenger RNA from Neurospora tetrasperma FGSC 2508, 2289 nucleotides. RefSeq lists its product as uncharacterized. The coding region runs from base 1 to 2121 and encodes 706 amino acids. The transcript is spliced from 5 exons. Lineage: Eukaryota; Fungi; Ascomycota; Sordariomycetes; Sordariales; Sordariaceae. The record is from RefSeq and is a predicted model, not a curated record.